This is a messenger RNA of Oncorhynchus nerka (sockeye salmon), 734 nucleotides long. Its product is annotated as discoidin domain-containing receptor 2-like. The record is from RefSeq and is a predicted model, not a curated record. The transcript is spliced from 3 exons. Bases 12 to 527 code for a protein of 171 amino acids. NCBI's taxonomy places the organism in Eukaryota, Metazoa, Chordata, Actinopteri, Salmoniformes, Salmonidae.
ACAGUAACAAUAUGUUCCACCGCGGAGUGAAGAUCUUCUCCUCCGUGUCCUGCUCUUUCAAGCCUCGUCUCAUUGCUAACUGGGAGACCGAGCCGGUGGAGUUCCGUACGGUGCUGGACGACCGCAACCCCAGCGCUCGCUAUGUGACCGUGCCUCUGGGACGCCGUAAUGCCAAGGCCCUGCGCUGCCGCUUCCACUUCGCUGAUGUGUGGAUGAUGUUCAGCGAAAUCUCCUUCCAGUCAGACACCGUGAUUCCGACUCAGAUAACCCUGGCAGUGACAUCCCCUUGGCCCAAGGAGGAGAGCUCCAUACCCACCACCCACAAGACUGUGACAAACCCAUCAACCAAGGACCAACCGGAUGAUGGGAACACCCCUAUUCUGAUUGGCUGUCUGGUGACGAUCAUCCUGUUGCUCGUAGUGAUCAUCUUCCUGAUCUUGUGGUGCCAGUAUGUGUGCAAGGUGCUGGAGAAGGUAGGACAGACUAUAUUCUGGAUACCCACAUCUGUCAUAACCCUUAUUGACUAGCAGCUGGAACUGAGAAGGCAGAAGGGGAUUGUGUUCUCUGAAGUGAAGAGGAAAAUUCAGCAACUCUUAAGGGCCUGGAAAGUGUAAAUUGUUUUUAUUUCUCCUCGGAAAUCUAAAUAGCAUAAUGAAGCUGUCUGUUUUUUUGCAUGAGCUGUGUCUUAAUCUACCUCAUCCUUCGAUAUUCACCUUCCGCAUCUGCGGUGGAAG